Messenger RNA from Colletotrichum destructivum, 724 nucleotides. RefSeq names its product Putative NTF2-like domain superfamily, SnoaL-like domain-containing protein. The record is from RefSeq and is a predicted model, not a curated record. NCBI's taxonomy places the organism in Eukaryota, Fungi, Ascomycota, Sordariomycetes, Glomerellales, Glomerellaceae. The transcript has 2 exons. Bases 36 to 407 code for a protein of 123 amino acids.
CAAUUCUGCUCUCCUUGUUCUCAACAACCUUCGCAAUGAACCUAAAGAAUAAAGAGAUCGUCACUGACGCUUACCAACGAAUCUUUGGUGAUUUGGACGCCUCGGCGGUGGACGACUACAUGAGCCAUGAUUUCGUUCAACAUAAUCCAACAAUUGCUGAUGGCCCUGCGGGAGUAAAAGAACUUUUACAAAAGCUCGUCUCGCAAGGAGUCAAGAAACAAAAGAUCGAGUUCAAGCAUGUGGUCGCGGAGGGCGAUACUGUCAUUCUCCAUACACGCUACGAAAUGGAAGGGCAUGAGUGGAGAUUUAUCGACAUCUAUCGCCUCGAGGACGACAAACUGGUCGAGCACUGGGAUGCAAUGAUCCAAUGGCCUGAUACGCGCGCAAACAACAAUCCGAUGUUCUAGAAUGGUCUGGUCCUGGACAAGCUACCUCUCAAAGGUGGAGCUUUGCGGCAGUCCGCAGCCAUGUGGCCAGACCGAGUUCACCUGGAGCGGCACGGGGACCAUCCAUGCCAUGUUCUACCCUGAAGUGGCUGCGCCGACGUUGUCCUCGCAAGGACUCUAGGUGCCUUGUUUGGAAAGUUCUUCGGAAAGCUAGACACGGACGAGGUGGCAGCAGGACUCCCGAGUACCUCUUGCAGUGAGAAUAUCCGGGGAAGACGACAUGUCGUGAAGACACGAGUCCUCGGAAAAGGGUUGUGUUCGCAACCUGUGUAGCUGUU